AUGCGGAAGCCUGUGAAGGCAUGCCAGCUUUGUAUGGCGACUUCAUAUGCAACCGAUGAAUGUCCACAACUUUUCGAAGAUGAAGAGCUUAAUGCUAUUGGACAACAGCCAGGAGGAAACAACGGAGGGCAAAACCAGAAACCUUUUGAGCCCUACAGACAGCAGUACAACAAUCAAGGAUGGAGGCAACAUGAGAACCUUAGGUAUGGCAACAACAACUUUUUGGGGCCAAACCAAGGGCAGACGAGUAACCCACCACAAUACUCGCAACAACCUCAACAGGCAAGAGGAUCCUCCCUAUCAGAGCUCGUGCAUCAAAUGGCUCAGCAACAAGUGAAAUUCCAGCAAGAGACCGAAAAGUUCAUAAUGGAGACGAGAGGAGGAAUGCAGAAUGUGAACUCCCAACUAUCACAUCUUGCCCAAGCAGAUGCCAGACUCGAAAGCAAACAAGGAGCACUUCCAUCCCAAGUGGAGGUGAAGAAGGUGAAUGCCAUGACACUCAGAGGAGGAAAAGAGUUGCCCGAAGUUGCUAAAGAGAAAAACCAAGAAAAGCUGGAGAUCAACGAGCAAAUCGAAAUGGGGUCAGCAGAUGAGGAAGAAUUUGCCCUAGAGAGAGAGGCAAAGCGGAAGACGACAGGGAAGGGUAAAGAGAAAUCAAGCCAGACUGAGCCCUUACUCCCCUUCCCAGGCAGAAUGGCCAAGGAACAAGAGAAGGAAGAAUUAACCGAACUGGUUAAAAUCUUCAAGAAGGUGGAGGUCAAUAUGCCCCUUUUGGUCGCACUACGCUCUAUGCCCAGAUGUGCGAAAUUUCUCAAGGAACUCUGCACUAGGAAAGUCAAAUACACUGAUGAUGCAAAAUUUCAAGUGGGCGAGUCCGUAUCCGCAGUCUUACAACGAGAUAUGCCAGUAAAAUGUGGGGACCCUGGCAUGUUCUACAUUCCUUGUGUGAUAGGAACCAUGAAGGUGGAAAAGGCGAUGCUCGACUUAGGGGCAUCCAUCAACGUUAUGCCCUUAUCCAUGUAUCAGGACCUGGAGAUAGGACCGCUGAAGCCUACCCGAGUGGUGAUCCAACUGGCAGAUCGAUCAAAUGUCUACCCAGAGGGGAUAUUGGAAGACGUUCUGGUCAAAGUGGAGGAACUCAUCUUUCCAGCGGACUUUUACAUUAUCGACAUGGGGAAGUCAAAAGCACGAGAUCCGGUCAUGCUUUUGGGUAGACCGUUUCUAAAGACUGCCAGGACUCGCAUUGAUUGUGAUACGGGCAAGCUAACAUGUCAGUUCGAAGGGGAGACAGUAACAUUCGACAUAUACAAUGCCAUGAAACAUCUAGCCGAUACAGAGAUGGUAAAAAGUGUCGACAUGAUCGAGAAGGUUGUUGAGGAGGUUUCGCCCAGAACAGCAUUCAAGGAGCCAUAUGACAUUAUAAUCCAGAAUGGCAUAACCAAGGAGGACUUGCAAGAGGAAUCGUUGCAAGAGGCUGUGAAGGUACUAAAUGCUUGGAGCGAAGAAGUCAACUACACGGAGGCUCUGAAAAUCCCUACCUUGAAGGAGGAAGACCGACUGGUGCCUUCGAUCCAAAGGGCACCCAAGCUCGAGCUGAAGUCUUUGCCCAAACACCUCAAGUAUAUCUUCCUAGGCGAGGAUGACACUUUGCCCGUAAUCAUCAACUCAGAGUUGACACUCGAAGACGAGAACAAAGUCAAGAUGACUUUAGGGAAAUACAAGGAAGCAAUUGGAUGGACCCUAGCCGACAUUAAGGGCAUAAGCCCUACCGUAUGCAUGCACCGCAUAUUACUAGAGGAAGAUGCUGUUCCAGUCAGAGACCCCCAGAGGAAACUGAAUCCAGCCAUGAAGGAAGUGGUGAUGAAAGAGAUACUCAAACUAUUGGAUUUGGGCAUAAUAUACCCAGUAGCCGAUAGCAGGUGGGUAAGCCCAGUACACGUUGUGCCCAAGAAGUCGGGCAUACAAGUGGUGGAGAAUGAAUUCCGGGAGUUGAUUGCUACGAGGUUGCAAACCGGCUGGAGGGUGUGUAUUGACUACCGUAAGCUCAACCAAAAGACGAGGAAUGGAUGA
Salvia miltiorrhiza (redroot sage) is the source of this 2070-nucleotide messenger RNA. RefSeq lists its product as uncharacterized. Lineage: Eukaryota; Viridiplantae; Streptophyta; Magnoliopsida; Lamiales; Lamiaceae. The record is from RefSeq and is a predicted model, not a curated record. The coding region runs from base 1 to 2070 and encodes 689 amino acids. The transcript has a single exon.